Protopterus annectens (West African lungfish) is the source of this 1074-nucleotide messenger RNA. RefSeq names its product amnion associated transmembrane protein (gene AMN). Gene Ontology annotation, cellular component: endocytic vesicle; apical plasma membrane. Bases 1 to 1074 code for a protein of 357 amino acids. NCBI's taxonomy places the organism in Eukaryota, Metazoa, Chordata, Ceratodontiformes, Protopteridae. The transcript is spliced from 9 exons. The record is from RefSeq and is a predicted model, not a curated record. Gene Ontology annotation, biological process: receptor-mediated endocytosis; intracellular protein localization.
AUGAAGACAGUACUUCUGUUCAUUCUGUAUUUAAAGUCUGGCCUAAUAGGAGCAGUCUAUAAACAGUGGAUCCCAGAUACAAACUUUGACAAUGCAACAAACUGGGACAAAGCCAGGGUCCCCUGCUUUAAAGACAAAAUCUAUUUUGACAGCAGAAUGAGUGUCUCUGUUUAUGUCCAGUCAACACAUCUGCUAACAGAAAUGCAUAUCCCUUUAGAUGGAGAGUUCAUAUUUGUGCCAGAUUCUGGAUUUGCUGCCAGCACAGGUUCAGAUGAUCCAAAUUGUCACAAAGGAGAAAAUCUGAAUUUCAUCAGUCCUGAUCAGAAUGCGUGGUAUGACCCCAAAAUGUGGCAUGCUGCUGCAUCCAUUGAUGACCUUGAAAAAAACAAGUACCUGUUCACAGUGGAUGAAGAACGUGUCCCCUGCCAGUACGAUAAUGUCAUCUUCAGACCUGAAACAUCAUUCCGAGUGAAUGUCGACUCAGCGGAGAAAGAGAUUUCUGUCAGCACUAUUUCUGUCUUAGGAAAGAAAUUUUCCAGCAAUGAUGACUUCAGUCAGUAUAUGCAGUCAAAUACAGCAAAAUUACAGUUCCAUGGCAAAGGCACGAUCAAAGUCACAAACACGAAGUGCAGUGACAAAUCUGGAUGUGAAUGUGGAAAUACUGCUAAUUUUGACAGAAUAUGCUCAGCCUUGAACCAGCACACUGGUAAUAAAUGUCCAAAAGUGUCUUGUAAAAAUCCGUUGACACCAGUGGGGCAUUGUUGUGGAGUAUGUGGAGCCACUAUUUCCUUGAAAUACAGUUCAGAGUUUGAUCUUGAAAGAUACCGUGACCGGCUGAUACACACAUUCCUUAGUUUGGGAAAAUAUGCUGGAGUUCAAAUGGGCAUAUCAAAAGUGAGCAGACAACAAACUUUACUGGGAUUCAUACCCCGUGAAACAGUUUCAGAAGUUCAGAUAGUGCUUAUAGAUGAGAAAACGGGGUCACAGGCUGGAAUCACUGCCGCACAACUCGCUAAAGAUAUCAUGAACGACAUCCAGGAGCAUGGUAAUUUAUUUAUUAUGCCAAUUUAUUAA